GUUUUAUUUACGCGAAAACGCACAGUUGUUUUCAGUUUCACUGCAGUUGCAAUGUACACCGUCUGAUCAUUUUUUACUCCCUGCUCCUACACACCGUCUGAUCGGUAUCCAAUGGGAGCUCGCUGCUCUAAGUUCUCUCUCUGUUGGUUCCACUCUCACCUCAAGCACGGAGUGCUUGAAUCUUCCGAUCUCGAUAAUAACGGCAACUCAUGGCCGAGUUUCACUGACUUCAGUUUGGAGCAACUGAAAGCCGCCACGGGUGGUUUCUCUCCCGAGAACAUAAUAUCGGAACACGGUGAAAAGGCUCCUAACGUUGUGUACAAAGGAAAGCUGGACAAUGACCGUUGGAUCGCCGUUAAGCGGUUCAACAAGCUGGCCUGGCCCGAUUCUCGCCAAUUCCUCGAGGAGGCGAGGUCGGUGGGGAAUUUAAGGAGCGAAAGAUUGGCGAAUCUGAUUGGUUGUUGCUAUGAAGGCGAUGAGAGAUUGCUGGUUGCGGAGUUUAUGCCGAAUGAUACUCUUGCAAAACAUCUCUUUCACUGGGAGACCGAGCCCAUGAAAUGGGCUAUGAGGUUGAGGGUGGCACUGUAUUUGGCCCAAGCUCUGGAAUAUUGCGGCAGCAAAGGAAGGGCACUGUACCAUGAUCUCAAUGCCUACAGGAUUUUGUUUGAUAAGGAUGGUAAUCCCCGGCUUUCUUGCUUUGGCCUCAUGAAAAAUAGCAGAGAUGGCAGAAGUUACAGCACAAACUUGGCUUUCACCCCUCCAGAGUACUUGAGAACAGGCAGAGUGACACCAGAAAGUGUAGUGUACAGCUUUGGCACCUUGUUACUAGAUCUUCUAAGUGGCAAACAUAUUCCCCCUAGCCAUGCACUUGACUUGAUUCGUGGGAAGAAUUUCCUAAUGUUAAUGGACUCAGCUUUGGAGGGCCAUUGUUCAAAUGAUGAUGGAACUGAAUUAAUGCGGUUAGCUUCUCGUUGUCUGCAGUAUGAAGCUCGAGAGAGGCCAAAUGUAAAGUCUCUUGUCACCGCUCUCAUGUCACUCCAGAAAGAAGCAGAGGUUCUGUCACAUGUUCUGAUGGGUAUUCCACAUGAAACUGAAUCUUCUGCAAAGCCAUUGUCAUUGACACCUUUUGGUGAAGCUUGCUUGAGAAUGGAUCUCACUGCCAUCCAUGAAAUAUUAGACAAGACUGGAUACAAGGAUGAUGAAGGCGUUGCCAAUGAGCUUUCUUUCCAAAUGUGGACAAAUCAAAUGCAGGAGACCUUGAAUUCUAAGAAACAAGGAGAUACUGCAUUUCGAGCUAAGGAUUUUGCAACUGCCAUUGAUUGCUACACACAAUUCAUUGACGGGGGAACCAUGGUUUCGCCAACAGUGUAUGCAAGGCGCUGCUUGUGUUACUUGAUGAACGACAUGCCACAAGAUGCUCUUGGAGAUGCUAUGCAAGCCCAGGUGGUGUCUCCUGAAUGGCCCACUUCUUUAUAUCUUCAAGCAGCAUGCCUUUUCAGCCUUGGCAUGGAGAAUGAUGCACAAGAAACACUCAAAGAUGGCACAACUUUGGAAGCUAAAAGGAACAGAAAUUGAAAGUGUAUAGGGUUUCUCUUUUGUUUUGUUUUAAUUUCUCCCAUAGUUAUGUUCAGGCUCUUGUAUUUAUUUGGCCAUGCCUCAUGUCUCAUCUCUUUCCAUUUUGAGCUUUUGUGAUGUCACAGAAUUCUUUGAUAAUUAUUUCUGUUGUGGUAAUAUCUAUAUUUAUGCAGCCCCUUUACCUGGUGAAGGGUCUAUCUGUAACAUCUGAGUUUACAGAACAUAUAAUAUUUUCUAUGUUCAUUCCUGCAACUUAAUUUAAUACAUGGAAGAAUAUUUAAACG
Messenger RNA from Pistacia vera, 1859 nucleotides. RefSeq names its product serine/threonine-protein kinase BSK6-like. The record is from RefSeq and is a predicted model, not a curated record. The transcript has 10 exons. Gene Ontology annotation, biological process: brassinosteroid mediated signaling pathway; protein phosphorylation. Bases 112 to 1575 code for a protein of 487 amino acids. Gene Ontology annotation, molecular function: protein kinase activity; ATP binding; protein binding. Lineage: Eukaryota; Viridiplantae; Streptophyta; Magnoliopsida; Sapindales; Anacardiaceae.